GACCUUGGCGGAGACUAGGCGGUCCCAUGACUCCAACACGCUUUCAAUUGAUGCUGAUGUAGAACUUUGUGCUAUCGUGCGCUCCAAACGGGACCACAGCGGCUUUCGAUAUUCAUGGGCUCGUACGAACCUAUGAAGCGCCGGGACUUGAAGGAAGACGUCGAACACGUCGACACCCUCACAGAAUCUCUCCUUCCUGGCUAUUACAUACCUACGAAGGCCACCAAAGCAAUCAGCAAAUGGAUUCAUUCAAUCGCCCUUCUCCUGUCGACAGUUCUCAUGAUAUGCUCAUUCUAUCUCGUUUUUCACGCUCCGAGUAUCGUGUGGCCACACGAUGUUCGAGGACUCCGAAAGCCAGACCAGUACCCUGGCCUCAACUUCGUGCCUAAAUACACAAAGAAAGGCCCUGCGACGAUAUUUCCAAGUAAGAUUGUUCGGGCGAAUAAGGCGUCUCCAGAUACAUUCUACGCACCUGGAGCACAUGUUGUACUCAGCGACAAUGAUUCCAUGUUCUACCAGUGGCCCAUGAAGCCUAGCAUCUUCAAGCUAUGUAUCAUCGAGGCUUGGGUCACGCCUCAGGACCAUCUUGAGCUUCUGCCUCCGAAUAAGACCUGGACGGCAUCUGGAAACCUCUCAGAGAUUCAAAUUUGGAAUGUCACAUCUCCUGCUGCGCCGAUUGAGAGCAUGAGCUGGAACACACGUCCAGAGAGAAUCUCGCUGCUUGGCACCGUGGCUUGGAUUACGCAUGCAGACAGACUGCAUCUGCCGGAAUUCGAGGAUGGAUGGCAGCUCAAGCCACCAACUCCCCGCUUCGAGUGUGGCUACAGAACCGUCAACACGAUCGAGGUCGCGUGCGAGGGCUGCAACAUCGAGUUCAAUCAGGUCUUCUCUGAACCGCCACUAGCAUUUGACUUGUCACAGAUCGGUUAGGAUAAAGUGAUCUUGUACGCGCCGGGCUAUCGUACUCGAAAUGGCUGACCAUCUCGCUAGAAUAUUCACCUGUGUUCAAUGAAGCGCUCUCCUUCGGUGUAGAUGAAACAGAACCUUGUAUGCUCCUUUCGAUUCCCAAGACGAUUCUUUAUCUCUGCCCACACAACAAUCGAUCG
Molecule: messenger RNA, 1106 nt
Organism: Laetiporus sulphureus 93-53
Lineage: Eukaryota; Fungi; Basidiomycota; Agaricomycetes; Polyporales; Laetiporaceae
Exons: 5
Coding region: 115-930 (271 amino acids)
Source: RefSeq, a predicted model, not a curated record